Aureobasidium pullulans EXF-150 is the source of this 1581-nucleotide messenger RNA. Its product is annotated as putative MFS allantoate transporter. The transcript has 4 exons. Gene Ontology annotation, cellular component: plasma membrane. NCBI's taxonomy places the organism in Eukaryota, Fungi, Ascomycota, Dothideomycetes, Dothideales, Saccotheciaceae. Bases 28 to 1581 code for a protein of 517 amino acids. Gene Ontology annotation, molecular function: allantoate transmembrane transporter activity; dipeptide transmembrane transporter activity. The record is from RefSeq and is a predicted model, not a curated record. Gene Ontology annotation, biological process: dipeptide transport; allantoate transport; transmembrane transport.
CUUUUGGUGGCACCAAUUACCUUCACCAUGUCCGAUGAGAAGCAGACUCACGACCCCGAAGCUGUACAGGAGCUUCCUCGUCCUGUCGAUGGCAAGAAUGGAGUGUCGGAAAAGAUACUCCAGCACUCUAACGACGCUGAUGAUGCGAUGAAAGCGUUUGCCGCAGUUGGCGAAGUGAUUGAAUUGGACGAAGAAACCAAUAAAAGACUUCUCCGAAAGAUUGACUGGAACAUCAUGCCCCUGCUCUGCGUGGUAUACAUGUUGAACUUCCUCGACAAAACCUGCAUCUCUUACGCCUCUGUCAUGGGUCUGAAGAAAGAUCUCGGUCUACAUGGACAACAAUACUCAUGGCUAGGCAGUAUGUUUUACUUCGGUUACCUGAUCUGGGAAUAUCCUACCAAUCGCCUUCUUCAACGCCUACCUCUGGGCAAAUACUCGUCCUUUAAUGUCAUCGCUUGGGGUGUAACAUUGACCUGCUUCUCCACCGUCGCAAGCUUUCAAGGUGCACUUGCGGUGAGAUUCUUCUUGGGCUUGUUCGAAGCUGCAGUCACACCUGGCUUUGCACUUUUCACUAGUCAGUGGUACACGGCGAAAGAGCAAGGCUUGCGAACAGGAAUUUGGUUUUCGUUCAAUGGUUGGGCACAAAUUUUGGGUGGUCUAGUCGCCUAUGGCAUUGCUCGAGGUACUGAUGCUCACGAAGCCUCCAUCGAACCUUGGAAGAUCGUUUUUCUAGUUACUGGACUCCUUACCGUGGUCGUCGGAAUUCUGUUCUAUUUCUUCAUGCCUGAUAACCAGCUUAAUGCUCGCUUCCUCACGCCUGAUGAGAGGCUUUUGGCUGUCGAACGCGUACGCAUAAAUCAGCAAGGCAUCGGCAAUAAGCAUUUCAAGAUGUAUCAGGUCAAGGAAGCACUUACAGACCCAUUGGCAUGGAUGUUUUUCUUCUAUGCUUUGAUCGCCGACUUACCUAACGGUGGACUCACUAACUUCUUUUCCUUGCUUAUUGAGUCAUUUGGCUAUACAGCUGAGCAGUCACUACUCUACGGCACACCCGCUGGUGCAGUAGAGGUGGUCUCGUUGAUUGCCUGUGGCUGGCUGGGCGAUCGCGUGGGCUCGCGUCUUCUGGUCUCAACUUCCUGUCUCUGGCUUUCCAUCUUGGGUGUCUUGCUCAUUGUCUGUUUGCCUGAUACUAUGAAUGUAGGCAAGCUGAUUGGUUACUAUCUCACUGGUAGUGCUGCGACCUGUUUUGUGGCUUUGCUGUCACUCAUUUCUUCCAAUGUGGCUGGUUACACGAAGAAGACGACAGUGGCUGCUAUGUAUCUGAUUGGAUAUUGUGUUGGCAACAUCAUCGGUCCUCAGACUUUCCAAGCUAAAGACGCACCCAAAUACGUGCCCGCCGAAGUCACCAUCAUUGUUUGCUGGGGCAUUGCGGCAUUCCUUGUUUACGCAAUCUACUUCUACUGUCGAUACCAGAACAAGCUCAAGGCUCAGAUCAGAAGUCAACCCGGCUAUGUGAAACUUGAGAACCAAGAAUUUUUGGACUUGACGGAUAAGGAAAAUCCUGAGUUUAUUUACACUCUGUAA